AAGAUUACCAGACUAUAUAAAGCCCCUAUCAUAAAUCCACAAACAUGUAACAAGAUCGGAUCUAUUGGUAUCCAAUCCAACUUACCAAACACGUCAAAAUGUCGGUGAUACGGUGGUUGACGGUGGCCCUGCUACUCGCAUUUUGCACUAACAAAGUUCAUUCCGAUGCCUCAGAUCACAAAUACAAACCCGCUGAUGAAGUACCUAUAUACGCCAACAAAGUUGGCCCCUUUCAUAACCCUAGUGAAACAUACCGAUAUUAUGAUCUACCAUUCUGUUUACCAGCUCGUUUGAAGGAGAAACCAGAAGCUCUUGGUGAAGUACUUAACGGAGACCGUUUAGUCAGCGCUCCUUAUAAGCUUGACUUCAUGGUCGAAAAAGACUCGGAAAUCGUUUGCAAAAAAACACUUACAAAAGACGAAGUAUCUAAAUUCCGAAAAGCCGUUACCAAAGAUUACUAUUUCCAAAUGUACUAUGACGACUUACCUUUCUGGGGAUUUUUAGGGAAGGUUGAAAAAGACAAAAAUGACCCUAGUGAGGAAAAAUAUUACCUGUUCAAGCAUAUUCACUUCGAGAUCCACUACAACAAAGACCGCGUGAUCGAGAUAAACGCAAAAGCCGAUCCUAGUGCUGUCGUGGAUCUCACAGAAGACAAAGAAGUCGAGGUGGAGUUUAUGUACACUGUAAGGUGGAAAGAAACUAACGUUCCGUAUGAGAGUCGGAUGGAGAAAUACUCGCAAUCUUCUUCACAACCGCAUCACCUUGAAAUUCAUUGGUUUUCGAUUAUUAACUCGUGUGUCACGGUUCUUCUCUUAACUGGUUUCCUUGCCACCAUUCUUAUGCGAGUCCUAAAGAAUGAUUUUGUCAAGUACGCGCAUGAUGAAGAGGCAGCGGAUGAUCAAGAGGAAACCGGGUGGAAGUACAUUCACGGUGACGUUUUCAGGUAUCCGAAGUACAAGUCUCUGUUUGCCGCUGCACUUGGUUCCGGUACCCAGCUAUUUGCUCUCGCACUUUUUAUCUUCAUACUCGCUCUAGUUGGUGUAUUUUAUCCAUAUAAUCGCGGAGCCCUCUUUACCGCACUAGUUGUCAUAUACGCUCUUACGUCCGGGAUUGCAGGCUAUACCGCAGCCUCAUUUUAUCACCAGCUAGAAGGAACUAACUGGGUGAGGAACUUGCUAUUGACCGGCUGCUUGUUCUGUGGGCCCCUCUUUCUUACAUUCUGCUUUCUAAACACUGUUGCAAUCGCGUACACUGCUACUGCUGCUCUACCCUUCGGGACAAUAGUCGUGAUUGUGCUAAUAUGGACACUGGUGACUUCACCGUUGUUAGUAUUGGGUGGUAUUGCUGGCAAAAACAGCAAGGCUGAAUUUCAAGCACCCGUUCGUACCACGAAAUAUCCCAGAGAGAUCCCACCGUUACCGUGGUACCGUAAAACCGUCCCUCAAAUGGCCAUGGCCGGCUUUCUUCCGUUCAGUGCAAUCUACAUUGAGCUUUAUUACAUCUUUGCCAGUGUGUGGGGCCACAGGAUUUAUACCAUUUACAGCAUCUUAUUUAUAGUCUUUAUCAUUCUUCUCAUUGUUACCGCCUUUAUAACUGUGGCGUUGACUUAUUUCCAACUUGCCGCUGAAGACCAUGAAUGGUGGUGGAGAUCUUUUCUAUGUGGUGGUUCGACGGGUGUUUUCAUCUACGGGUAUUGCUUGUAUUAUUACUAUGAGCGCUCUGACAUGUCGGGAUUCAUGCAAACAUCGUUUUUCUUUGGUUACAUGGCUUGCAUCUGUUACGGUUUCUUUCUCAUGCUUGGGACGGUCGGUUUUCGUGCUGCUUUGUUCUUUGUUCGACACAUAUACCGCUCCAUCAAGUGUGAAUAGAAGCUCAACGUUUCAUGCUCAGUCAGGAGCUGCUUCUGCUACUGCUGAAUUUGGAAGCAUAAAGGCAGCAAGUAUCGAAUUACGUUUGGCCAGGAUGCUGAAGAGUGUUGAAACUGUCGGAUUCCCAAUCAUGUUUUAUUAGGUCAAUAAGAUAAAAUGAUGUUUAAUAUGUUUGUUCUUAUGUUGUUUUACUUUUGAGUUUGAAAUUAGGAAAGUAGAUUGAUCUAUACACUCAAUUUUGACACACAUAUAUGGACCCUUGUUUGUAACUGAACUCUAUGUCGGGUCCGCUUAUACACAUGGCUUCUAUGUC
Molecule: messenger RNA, 2181 nt
Organism: Helianthus annuus (common sunflower)
Lineage: Eukaryota; Viridiplantae; Streptophyta; Magnoliopsida; Asterales; Asteraceae
Product: transmembrane 9 superfamily member 2
Exons: 8
Coding region: 99-1868 (589 amino acids)
Biological process (GO): protein localization to membrane
Cellular component (GO): membrane
Source: RefSeq, a predicted model, not a curated record